AUGGAGAGUACGAUUGCGGCCCUUACGAAGUAUCAGGUGAAGAAUUUCUUUUCAGCAAGCAAUCGUCCCACGCAAGACCAAUGCGACCGGUACGCUGCAAAGGCGACGGGCGAGCAGCCCAUGGCCACGCCUGUCCAGGGCGGCAGCAGCUACACUGUCGUCGGAGCAGAAUUCGUCGUACAGUUCCGGGCCGAGAAUGCCCCCCUCGACCUGGAGUUCCUCCGUCAUGUCGAGAGGGCCUACGCGGGCUUCGUGCCCUGGCACACAGACUCGGGCAAACUGGGGAACCUCCACGUCUACAUGAUGCGAAACGUGGGAGGCGUCUCCAUGUACCUGGCCCGGGACAGUCUAUACGCUAACAAUUGCUACCUCUUACGCCAAACACUGCUUGACUUCGCUCGUUUCUUCGCCUCGGCAUGGCAUAACACACCUAUGGCGAUGCCAGUGCCAGACCGCAAAUGGCUGUACUCAGAGUAUUUGUCCGACCUGAAGCAGCUCUCGACGGGACUGCCGAAGCGCUUCUGUCCGGUGCUCAACGGGCUCAUCGAACGCCUCCCGUACCUCUUAGCCCUCGACUGGCCUCUUGUGGCCAACCACAUCGACCUGCUAGAGAACAACAUCCACGCGGACACCCAGACGGGCACCUUGGCGGGCGUUGUCGACUGGGCGGGCGCACAAGUCGGCUCGUUUGGCAUAUCGCUCGGCGGCGUCGAGAACAUCCUGGGGAUCGCCAAGACAGACUUCUCCCACGAGUACCACGCCAACCACCACGAGCUCCGAGAACUGUUCUACAAGGAGCUGUACCUAGUCAUUUGGGGAGGUCCCGCGUCUGCCGAGAACAGGCAGCGCCUCGAAGACGCCAGACUGAUCGGCCUCUGUUUCCUGAAUGGCUGGCGGUACGAGGGCGGGACGCGGGCCCCUGCCCGGGAGGGGGAUGCGAGCUUGUGCCAUCUUCACUGUGUUCUCGAGGCCACCUGUGACGGGUACUGA
This is a messenger RNA of Fomitopsis serialis, 990 nucleotides long. RefSeq lists its product as uncharacterized. NCBI's taxonomy places the organism in Eukaryota, Fungi, Basidiomycota, Agaricomycetes, Polyporales, Fomitopsidaceae. The record is from RefSeq and is a predicted model, not a curated record. The transcript is spliced from 2 exons. Bases 1 to 990 code for a protein of 329 amino acids.